UUGUUUUUGGUAGAGAUGCAAGUCUUGCUAUGUUGCCCUGGUUGGUCAUGAUUUCCUGGUCCCUAGUGAUCCUCCUGCCUCAGCCUCCCAAGCACACCACCAGACCUAGCUAAUUUUUUUCUUCUUUAGUUAUUAUUUAGCUCUCUUUAUAACUGGCUUAUUUUUAUUAUUUUUUGUAGAGAAGGGGUCUUGUUAUGUUAGCCUGCCUGGUCUUAAAAUGUAACUCUGUUGUUUUAUACAAAACACUUAUCUUUUUCCAUUUGAAAACAAGUCAGCAUAAAAUUCCAGACUUAUAGACUAUAGUAUAGUCCUUAGGACCCAUAAUGUGUCUCUAAGAACUAUUUGCCAAUGUCUGUACUUUCAGUGAUCUGUAACCUCUAGGAGUAGUGGAGAGGUUAAGCAACUUGUCCAGGGUUACCCAGCUAGGAUGUGGUGGAACUGAAAACCGACCUUUGCCUGUCUAUAUUUCAUAAGCCAAUGUUUCUAGCCCCCACGUUACAGUGACUGUUCUUAUAAGGUCUGGGAAUGGAAGAUGAAUGGUUUAUCCCCCAGUUUUCUCUGAGGCAAACAUAAUUAUACUUCUUCCUUUGUUCUUGGAGGUUUUUCUCUUCUCAUAUCCCCUCCAUUCACCAAAACAGAGUUGGGUCUAUAUUUUACCCAGCUGGCUCUUGGAACUGCAUAAAUCCUGGCUGUUUUCACUUUUUAAAAAUUAUGAGAUUAACUACCAAACUUGAGCUGUAAGUUGUGGGUUAGCUCUUUACUCUGCUAGAUAACCCAGAACAAAGUAUUAACUUCUUUGAGAGCUUCCUUUUUUUCCCUUCAUUGCCGUUGUGCAUUUCUACCGGAAAAUGUGGGAAUGUGUGUGAAGGCGACCUAGCAGAGUGCCUGGCACACAGGAAGGAGCUUGUUGAAUUUAUAGUUCCGGGCUCCAGAACAAGGGCGGCCCAUCUUAGCCUGAGCCACUCUGACUUCGCUUUAGGAAAUACUGCCUAGAUAUCUAAAGGAAAGUGAUAGCAACUGCAACCAACUGUUUUUGAGGUCUGCCUGCCCACCAGUGGCCCCCUCAGCACAUGGGAACAGUGUGUGGAGGUGCCUGGAACAGACACUGACUCAAGGGAGGUCUGUACAGAGGCAGUGUGGGUAAAGAAAUGAAUGCAGAUUCCCCAAAAAUCCAGAGGCAUAUGCAAGAGGAGGGGCACGGGUUCUUUCGAGUCACCUUCCAGGUGACCAGGUGCAUUUACAACUCUAAGGCUCUUGUGCCUUCGGCCAAAAACAGAACUGGAAACAUCCUAAGUGGGCUGGUAACGAGGCUAGCUCUGUCGACUAGUUCAAGACCCCUGAGAGCUUUGGGCCUGAAGUUCCUCAGCUUCCAAGUGAAAGGUUUCGACUUGGCAUUCUGGGAGACAGCCUCUGUGACCAUCAGUUUCCUCAUCUGUAAAACUGGCAUCAUGAUAACCUUGAAGAUCUCCCCCUUUGUGUGUUUAUGGAGCUCCUUACUAUAUAAUCUUGGAAGAGCCUGCUUCCCACUCCGGAAGCCAAGAACUCCAGAUACCAGCUUGCCCCUGCCCCCAGGCAGCUGGGCUCAGCCACCCACCACAUCACUAUGAAGUAAGUCAGGCAAUACCUACUUUACAAAGUCACUUUGAUGAUUAAAUGGAGUUUAAGAAGCACACAGCUCAGGCCUGGACAUACACUGGACCCUUAAUAGUUGUUGCUCCCUCCUCCACCCUGGGCAGUGGGUGGGAGGGAGAAGAGCACAGGAUGGUCAGUGCCUGACUUUGACCCUUGGACUUGAUUCUGCAGGCACUAUAGGGGGAGGAGUUUAGAAGUCCUUUUUGUUUGUUUUGUUUUUUUUGUUUUAUUUGUUUUUGAGAUAGAGUCGGCC
Molecule: messenger RNA, 1885 nt
Organism: Cercocebus atys (sooty mangabey)
Lineage: Eukaryota; Metazoa; Chordata; Mammalia; Primates; Cercopithecidae
Exons: 3
Coding region: 1149-1607 (152 amino acids)
Source: RefSeq, a predicted model, not a curated record